AUGGGGAAACGUAUCAUUGUCACCGGCGGCUCAGGCAAAGCCGGCCAACACAUAAUUUCAUACCUUCUCGACCAAGGCCAUGACAUUCUAAACCUGGACUUAGUCCCCCUCCCGGCACACCUAGCCGACCGCGUCCACACAAUGCGCGUCGACCUCACAGACGCAGGCCAGGCAUACAGCGCAUUCGGCUCCCACUUCCACCUAACAGAGCCAUUCCGUGAACCACUCGGCCUAGUCCCGGACGCAGUAAUCCAUCUAGCCUCAUACGCGCGCAACAUGCUAGUCCCCGACACAGAAACCUUCCGCUGCAACGCAACAGCCCAAUACAACGUUAUCGAAGCAGCCUCAAGACUGAACAUCAAAAAGAUCAUCUUAGCCAGCUCGGUAUCCGUCUACGGAAUCGCAUAUGGCGAGGGCGAUCUCGCGUACCCCUCUUUCCCUGUUGACGAAGACGUCGACGCAAACCCGAUGGAUACGUAUGCCAUCUCGAAAAUGUGUGGAGAGCGUAUCGCGCGUGGCUUUGCGCGGAGGUAUAACUCCGAUAUCUACGUUUUACGGAUUGGACGUAUUGUUGCACCGGAGGAGUAUAAGGAGGAGAUGUUUGAUUCUUAUGUUAAGAAGCCGGAGGAAUGGGCUGUGCAUGGGUGGUCGUACACUGAUACGAGGGAUUUGGGACAGAUUUGUGAGCUUGCGGUUAACAAGGCUGGGCUUGGGUUUCAGGUUUUCAAUGCGGUGAAUGAUGAGAUCACGAAUUAUGAGCCUUCUACUACGGAGUUUUUGAAGCGUGUUGCGCCGAAUACGCCGUUUACGAGGGAGAUGGGGGCGAGGGAGGCUCCUAUUCCUAAUCGGAAGAUCAAGGAGUUGUUGGGCUUUCGACAGAACCAUCCUUGGCAGAAGUAUUAUGAGUGA
This is a messenger RNA of Penicillium longicatenatum, 909 nucleotides long. Its product is annotated as NAD-dependent epimerase/dehydratase family protein. NCBI's taxonomy places the organism in Eukaryota, Fungi, Ascomycota, Eurotiomycetes, Eurotiales, Aspergillaceae. The record is from RefSeq and is a predicted model, not a curated record. The transcript has a single exon. The coding region runs from base 1 to 909 and encodes 302 amino acids.